CACAACAGUGUCACACACUACAGGAAAACACCUGACAGGGACUCUCCAUUCUGCCCCUCAUUCUCCGGCUUCUCUUAUCUGACCUGAUAUUUUCAUAGUUGCGGCUCGGGAAGAGAAAUGUCACCUAUUCCGCUUUUGGUUCAUUGGUAUUGGAUCUAGGCAGGCAGCAGAUCUGGUUGGUUUGUUGAAAUGAAUGCAGGCGAGUUAACCUCUAUUGUUCAUAUUGGUGCUGGAAAGACUUGCUCCAGGGCUGAAUUUGACUCAUUCUUGAACACCUACAACUGCUUUCUUAAAGACAUAACACACCUGCAGCUUACAGUCCAUGAGAAUGCAGGAGGGGUGACAUUCGAAGGGAUCCUGGUCAUUUCCUGGGGGGUGAAGAAGCCCAUCCAGCUAAAAAUACAAGAUGAAAAACAGAUUUUUCUAGGCGAGUCUCCCAUCAAAUCACCAGACCUGAUCAGUCCACUUGGAAACAAAAGGGGUAUGACACGGUGGGGAGAGUUUGAUGAUCUUCAUCAUAUUGAUGAGCUAGCAGAAGUAAUUCAAGAUGGAUCCAAACCUGACAAUCUUGCUGAAGACUACAUUGAAUAUGAAAGCAAGACAUUAAGGCCUCUUCGGUCAAAGUCGAUCAGCGAUGACAGUUCAAAUCUAUUUCGAACCAUGAGUGAUGCCUCACUUGUGAAAAUGAGGGUGAAAAGUAAGAAGACGGCAGACAGACAGAGCAACAGAAACUAUCGUUUCUCCAUCAACGGACACUUUUACAACUACAAGACAUCUAUUUUCACGCCUUCAUAUGGAGCAACAACAAAUGUCCACAUCGACAGCAAGAUGACAACACAGGAGGUCAUAACACAGCUGCUCCACAAAUUUAAAAUAGAAAACAAUCCAAAUGAAUUUGCCCUCUACUGCAUUCAUCAAAGUGGAGAGAAAAGAAAGCUGAACAGUUCAGACCUGCCACUGUGGGAACGUGUUCUACAAGGGCCAUCAGACAGCAUUAUGAGAAUGUUCCUCAUGGACAGUGACGAACGUGAAGUUAGCCUUGAUGUCGCUCAAUACCUCAAUUUAGAGCUGCCCAUUUUGAAGGUAGUUCUGCAAAAACUGGAGGAGCAAGAAAACCAAGAAAUACAAAGGAUAAUAUCAAAGUACCAACAUCAGCGCAAACUCAUACUGCAAUGCUUACAUAAAAAGUUGCCUGUUAAGACUGAGACAACAGUAUAAAUAAAGACUGUGGGAAAAUUGUAGCAACUGGAGACUGU
This is a messenger RNA of Triplophysa rosa, 1256 nucleotides long. RefSeq names its product Ras association domain family member 6 (gene rassf6). NCBI's taxonomy places the organism in Eukaryota, Metazoa, Chordata, Actinopteri, Cypriniformes, Nemacheilidae. The coding region runs from base 190 to 1218 and encodes 342 amino acids. Gene Ontology annotation, biological process: signal transduction. The record is from RefSeq and is a predicted model, not a curated record. The transcript is spliced from 11 exons.